AUGGCGUUGGUGGUGACGGUGGCGGCGAGUGCGGCCCACGAGCAGCGGCUGUAUCUGGGUACUGCGUCGGGAGGGGCACUCAAGCCCGGAUGGCGGGAUGCGACGACGACGGGAGCGCUCAUUGGGCUCUCGCGUGGGCCUGGUGGUCCGUACGAUGCGUCGGGCGGGGCAACGCUUUUGGUUGGACGCAACUACACGCUUGUCAACGAGUCGCCGCACACGGUGUACCUGACAACGACGCCCGGCGUGGUCUUCGGGCACACGUCAGGGGGAGGGAUGCCAUCGGGCGAUGGCAAUUCUGUGGCGGCGAGCGCGUUUGGCUCGGGCAGCGACGUCAUUCCGUCGGGCGGAUCGGCUGUGCUGAUGACCCGCGAGCUGACGGCGCCAAAUGUGUUGUUCUUCCAGUCGACGACGGCCGCCAACCUUGGAUGGCUCCUCUCGCUAGUGAGCUGCACGGCGCCAGCCCCGCCCGAGACGCCGCAGCUUAUUUCACCGGCAGCCGGCGCGGCGGUGGACGUCGGCGUCCGUCUCAGCUGGGAGCCGGUCUCGGAAUGGGGCGUCAACUGCGCCGCGCUUGCGGCCGAGGCCGGCGGUACAGGCUCGACCGAAGCUAGCGGAUGGAAGUACCGCGUGCUCGUCCGCGAGGGCUCAUCGCUUGCGCCGCUGAAUGCCAGCUUUGAUGCACCGGGGCAGGUUGGGUCGGGGCUGACGGCGUCGCACGAGCCGUUUCUUGUCCUCACGCAGGCGUCGAUUCAGCCAGGCACGACGUACGCGUGGGCGGUGCAGGCGACCAACGGGGCCGUGAGCGCUAUGUCGAACGUGCGGACCUUUACUGUCCGCGGCUCGGUGACGCCGUCGCCGACGCCUGCGCCCGCCCCCAGCAACGGCGUCCUUGGCAUCCACCGGAUCCUCCCGACGGUGCCGGCAUCGGCAGUCGGCUACGCAUACUUUACGGUCGAGUUGGAGACGCCCGGCGGCGAGCUUGUCAUCACAGGCUCGUCUGCGAGCCUUCCAAUUCCCGGUGCGCCGGCUGCUGGCUCUAUCAAGCUGUAUGCUAACUCUGGUAAUGGGACCGGCGACGAGGUGAUGCGGUUUCCGCGGGCAGGGGAGGCCACGUAUGUGUCGAGCGAAGACGAUGCGAGCGCACGCCAGACGAUCGUCGUGGCGAGUGCGACGAGUUCGCGGUACUAUGUGGGUGUGGGCGCGGCGUCGGGCGCGGCGACGUUCUCGCUGGCGGCAACGUACGCCUGUCCGCAUGGAAUGUACCUCAGCGAUCCGACGUCGACGCGGUGCGAGGCAUGCCCAGUCGGCGCGGUGACGAGCUCGGCGGGUGCGACGUCGCGUGAGGCGUGCGUGUGUGGGCCGGGCUACUACGGCGAUGCCGCGACCGGGCUCUGCAGCGCGUGCCCAGAGGGCGGGGUGUGCAUGGGCGGAAGGGCACCGGGCGCGAUGGCAGGCUUCUUUGCGGCAUCGUCGGAUCGCGGCGCAGUGGCGUACAAGUGCCCUCAGCCUGUGGCGUGCCUUGGCGGAGCAGCACCGAGCCAGUGCCGGACUGGGUACGCGGGCGAGCUCUGCUCAUCGUGCGCCAAGGGAAGCCACUACGAGCUCAACUCGCGGUGCUUUGAGUGCCCGGCGGCACCGGAGCUCAACAUGCUUGUGGGUGUGGCGCUCCUUGUGCUCUUCCUCCUUGCGUCCGGCGAGCUUGCGCGGUUCUACAGGCACUUUGCGUGUGUGCCUGUGGCGAUCAACUUUGUGCAGACGGUUGCCAUUCUCCCGCUGUUCCAGCUCGAGUGGCCGCAGCACCUUGUCCUGUUCUUUAACGACUGCUCGGGCUUCAAUCUCAACCCGGAGCUGACGGCGGCCAACUGCUAUGUGGAGAUGAAGUGGCGGACGUUCUGGCUGUUCAAGCUUCUGCUUCCUGUGGUGGUAGCAGCUCUCUUUGGCGCAGUGUACGCAGCAGUUCGGAGCGGGGCGACGCUCGGGCUUAAGUGUUGCGCAGACGGAUGGUCGUAUCUCGGACUCGGCCGUGCGCUGAAGCGGCGACUGGUGCCUGCCUACAUGACCUUUCUCAUGUUUGUGUAUGUCUCGGUUGCCGGGGCAGCGCUCUCGUUCUUUGACUGCACCAAGCAGCCGGACGGAUCGUACACGCUCGAUGCGUCUGCAGACAUUGUAUGCUACGGAUCAAGCUGGUACGAGUUGCUCCCCGCAGCGGUUCUGGGCGUCUUUGUGUACGCCGUCGGUAUUCCUGUGGUCCUACUUGUGGUCCUCAUCGAGCGGUCGCGACAUUUGUACGCGGUCACGCCGCACGGCGAUGCGAUCUACGCCUACCUCGGCCCGCUCUACCUCCGGUACCGGCCCGAGGUUUACUGGUGGGAGGCGAUUCAUUUUGCGCGAAAGGCUGCACUCCUUGCGUGGGCGUACUUUCUCACCACGUUUACGCUGGUGCAGGCUGCAGGAGCGCUCGCGACGGUAGUCGGCUUUCUGGUGGCGCACCUCGUGGUGGGUCCGUACGAGUACGGGCUGGCAAACCAGCUCGACGCGCUGCUGCAGGGCAUCAUCGGCGUUCUCCUCCUCGCCGGCUUGCUCUUCCAGUCGGGAAGCUUGCCAGAGACGGCGUCGAUGGACGAGAUCGUGUUUGCGAUUGUGGCGACACUGUUUGUGGUCGCGCUGGUGGUGUCGGUGGCGGCUGCCCUCCGUGAGCUGUAUGUGCUGGAGACACCAGUCUCGCACGAGCAGCUCGAGGGCAUUCGCGAGCGGCUUGGCGCGGCCGAGACGCUGCACUUUGACAACGUCGAGGCGCUGGCGGCAGGAAAGGCAGCACCGACCGGCGGCUACAACACACCCGGCACAACGGCGUAUGAGUACGAGUACGCGUCGUCGUCAUAG
Molecule: messenger RNA, 2886 nt
Organism: Thecamonas trahens ATCC 50062
Lineage: Eukaryota; Apusomonadida; Apusomonadidae
Exons: 2
Coding region: 1-2886 (961 amino acids)
Source: RefSeq, a predicted model, not a curated record